AUGGAAUUGUAUUCAGAAAUUGCACGCCUUGCCCUUACCGAUGACGAAAAGACCCGACUACGCGUUCGCUUUACAGAGAAUCCCAAUAUCGAGAGCAAAGCGCAAGCUGUGUUGCCAACAUGUGGAAACGACAACUUAAAG
Paraglomus brasilianum is the source of this 141-nucleotide messenger RNA. Lineage: Eukaryota; Fungi; Glomeromycota; Glomeromycetes; Paraglomerales; Paraglomeraceae. The record is from the annotation of a GenBank genome assembly.